Penicillium coprophilum is the source of this 576-nucleotide messenger RNA. Its product is annotated as S-(hydroxymethyl)glutathione synthase. The coding region runs from base 1 to 576 and encodes 191 amino acids. NCBI's taxonomy places the organism in Eukaryota, Fungi, Ascomycota, Eurotiomycetes, Eurotiales, Aspergillaceae. Gene Ontology annotation, molecular function: S-(hydroxymethyl)glutathione synthase activity; zinc ion binding. The record is from RefSeq and is a predicted model, not a curated record. The transcript has a single exon. Gene Ontology annotation, biological process: formaldehyde catabolic process.
AUGGCACCCUCUAUUCAUCCUCUCAUCGACAAUGGCAUCACUAAAGGCUCUAGUAGCUUUGCCGGUGGGAAGCUGCACUGCCAUUGCGCCUCCGACCAGGUCGAGAUCACGUUGAAUAGCAAUGUUGCGCACAACCACGCCUGUGGCUGCUCUAAAUGCUGGAAGCCAUCUGGUUCCCUCUUCUCUAUUGUUGGUGUUGUGCCCCGAGACGCCGUUUCGGUCACAGCGAAUGAAUCGAAGCUCUCAAUUGUCGACAAAGAGGCUACCAUCCAGCGCAAUGCCUGCAAAGUCUGCGGUGUGCACCUCUUCGGUCGGAUCGAGAGAGACCAUCCUUUCAAGGGACUCGACUUUGUCCACGUGGAGUUGUCCGAUGAAAAGGGCUGGCAGGAACCACAAUUCGCCGGUUUCGUCUCAUCCAUCAUUGAGCAAGGCUCACACCCUAAAGAAAUGGAUGAAGUGAGAGCAAGAUUUAAGGCAGUGGGACUACAGACAUACGACGUGCUGUCCCCUGUGCUGAUGGACCUGAUCUCCACAUAUACGGCUCAGAAAUCCGGGAUCAGGUUUGCCAAUUUGUGA